AAAAGAAGAGGAAAUUGUUAACCAUCAUAAGGGUCUUAUUUUAGAUCCCCAACAAGAAAGAAAACAACAUAUAGAUAUAGGUUCCCAUGGCUUCUAUCAAAAUCAUCAUCAGCUUCAAGAAACCCCAAGAACACCAACACAACCACCACCACCACGGCGGAGUUGUAGGUGGUGGUCCGGUGAACAAAAAACGUUCAUUCUUACCAUCUUCCGGCGAAGAAUAUGCACCGGGAAAAAUGGGAGAAAGCUAUAAUUUCCAAAACAACAAUCAACAAAACCAACUUCAACAACAACAAUUACAACAACCACCAAUUGGGUCAUCAAGAUUAGGCUUGAGAACAUCUGGGGCAAGUGGGAUUGGUGGUGAAAUUGUUGAAGUACAAGGUGGUCACAUUGUCCGGUCAACUGGCCGGAAAGAUAGACAUAGUAAAGUAUGUACUGCUAAAGGACCUAGGGACCGCCGUGUUCGCCUUUCAGCUCACACGGCGAUCCAAUUUUAUGAUGUACAAGAUCGGUUGGGGUAUGAUAGACCUAGUAAAGCAGUAGAUUGGCUUAUAAAGAAAGCGAAAACCGCCAUUGAUGAACUUGCUGAGCUACCAGCUUGGAAACCUACAAACACACCAGGUGGUGGAGGAGGAGGUACAGUUCAAGAUUUUGAGCAGAAUCAAGAAAAUGCAAACAAUCAACAAAUUAGUCAUUUUGAGCAACACCCUGAUGAUAAUAUUGUCGAUAAUCAAAUGGGUAAUUCUCAAAAUUCAAGCUUUUUACCUCCAUCACUUGAUUCAGAUUCCAUAGCUGAUACUAUUAAGUCUUUUUUUCCUAUGGGUGCUUGUGCUUCAUCAAACCCACAAAAUAGUAGUAGUAAUAAUAAUAAUACUAGUAAUCAAUUUCAUCAAAACUUUCCUCCACAAGAGUUGCUUUCAAGAGCUAAUAGUAGAACCCAAGAUCUAAGGCUUUCUUUACAAUCAUUUCAAGAUCCACUUAACCACCACCACCAACACAAUCAAGAACAAGGGCAUAAUGGUCAUAAUAAUAGUAACAAUAGUAUGUAUUUUGAUGUGUCUGGGUCAGCUGCCGGGUCGGGAUGGCCAGACCCGAACCAACCUGGUGGAUUUCAAAGAAUGGUGGCAUGGGGUGGAGACCCGGCAUCUGCCGGGUUUGUUUUCAGUUCAACACCGGCGCAAGUGCAUGCGUCGGCGUUUUUGCAACCGUUGUUUGGUCAGGCGCAAAACCAGACCCAAACAACAAACAACCAUCAAUUGUUUAACAACAAUUCACAGAGGGGACCCCUUCAGUCCAGUAAUACACCUUCGUUUCGUGCUUGGAUCGAUACACCGGCGCAGUUUACCGGUAUUCCUAUUGAUCAACAUCACCCAACUUUGGCUUUCCAUCACCCGACUUCAAUGCCUGGGUAUGCUUCAGGGUUUGGUGGGUUCUCAGGAUUUCGUAUACCAACACGAAUUCAAGGUGAAGAAGAGGAACACGACGGUAUAUCCGAUAAGCCGUCCUCUGCGUCCUCGGAUUCGCGUCAUUGAUCUGCCUUUAUGCCCCAUCUCAACAGGAAAAAUUAGAGCAGAUUGUUAAGUUAUGAUCAAGAGAUGAGGGGGAACAAGAUUCAGUGGCUGCAAAAAAUCAAGGUGUUUUUCAAGAUCUAUAUUUAAUGUUUGAAUUGAGCUGUUUGUGUAGCUCUAAACUCAUGUUUUAAAUUAUCUGGAUUUAAUGUUAUUUUUAGGCCAUGUUGUAUGUGACUUAUGUCAAUUGCCUUCUUUUGGUUUUUUAAUCAAAAUGCUCUGUUAAAUCA
Molecule: messenger RNA, 1801 nt
Organism: Erigeron canadensis
Lineage: Eukaryota; Viridiplantae; Streptophyta; Magnoliopsida; Asterales; Asteraceae
Product: transcription factor TCP4-like
Exons: 2
Coding region: 87-1535 (482 amino acids)
Biological process (GO): regulation of secondary shoot formation
Cellular component (GO): nucleus
Molecular function (GO): sequence-specific DNA binding; DNA-binding transcription factor activity
Source: RefSeq, a predicted model, not a curated record